Messenger RNA from Lachancea fermentati, 2076 nucleotides. The record is from the annotation of a GenBank genome assembly. Lineage: Eukaryota; Fungi; Ascomycota; Saccharomycetes; Saccharomycetales; Saccharomycetaceae.
AUGCGAUACUCUCGAAGUCCUUCAAAGGAUCCUAAUGCAAGCUCUCAAUGUGGAACUCCUAACGAGUCUGUCAGCAAGUGGAAAAUACCGCAUUAUUAUCGUAGAUCAAGCGGCCAAAAUGUGACACCGGGUCCCGACAUGAGCACCAGCUACGCAGAAAGCCAAGUCACAAACAAUAAUAUCAACAUCAUGACGACUCCUAAGCAAGUACAGCUCCAGGAAACGGCUGCUCAGUCCAAAAAGAAAAGUACUAGGGGCAAGGGCAAGAAAGGUGAGAUGGUAUUUGUGAACUACACCGUGAAGGAUGCCAAACCCAUAGAUCCUACGCUAAAGAAAAAGAAGUCGCCCAAGAGCAGAAUGCUCAAAAUAUUCAGCAGUAGUAGCCAUCACAGCGACCGAAUGCGUAGUAUGCCCACAUUGGCAACAUCUACUGAUACCAUAGACACUCCUCCCUUAUCGAGCGCAUCAACUCCGUCAAGCGCAACUAAACGGUCAUAUGCGUCGUUCCUUAGGUAUGGGAGGUUGAAUUCAAGCACAACAGUGUCGUCUCCUGCAAGUGUUAUGUCUGAAGAGGUCGUUCCUCGUUCUGCACCGCUUCCAAGCAUGCAACGUCCGCAAUUGGGACGCUCUCUGAGUGCUAAUGUCUCGUUGGUUAAUAAUAACGGCCGCGCAUCGCUUUCAAUGGGUCCCGUUGAAAAUACCCAGUCUUUGAGAUGUAAUACAGCUCAAGCGGACUUCUAUAACGGAGAAGAGAAUGACGAUACUGACGAAGUUGAUCAUCAUUACCUGGACCAGUAUCAUGGCAUUCAAGGCAACGACUUCUCAAGGGCAGCCUCGGAGGAGUUCAACUCUUCAAAUCAUUUGCACGGUACUAAUUCUAUGCAUCAAUCUGACGAAAACGACGCCUCUAUCGCAUUUAGUAAGAUGUUUACCAGGAAAAGAGCCAACACAGGCGGGUCCAUGAGCUCGAUGGUUUCCAGUGGUACAUCAUCUAAUCUAUCAACCUUGCAUAGGAAUUUAUCCACAAAUUCUGUUUCCUCUUUGUCUAACCGUUAUUCUCCUAUCAGAACUGGUUCACCUGCAAGGCAGACAUCCAACUUACGUGGAUCUUCGCACCGCUUAUCCAGAGAACUUACAUCUUUACACAGCUCAACAGGGUUUCCGGUUGAUCUUGCAUUGGGCUUGGAAACAUAUUUGGAUACACAUACAAAGCAAAGACAAAAUCAUCGGAGAAAGCAAGAUUCCAUUUCAGACUUGAAUAAAUCUCAAGUUAACAUUAUGUCGUCACAAUACAAUGGAGCAGUUUCAUCCACGUCAUCUUCAUCGACUCCAGGAGUUAUUGAAAAUUCUAUAGGCCCCAAUAAUGGCACUUCAGUUGAUAGGAGCAACAGCACGGUUCUCUCAUUGGAACACGAGAGCUCGCUCGAGAAUGAUAUUUUGGAAGAACAGGAAGAAACUCCUCCUACUGGUGAUAUUCCUGCAAUCAAGGGAAUUCCAAGAAAUGUCAAAGAUGGCCAGGGGGAGGCGAUUUACGAUACUGCAUCCGGCACAAAUAUGAGCUUUAGCAGCGGCACAGUAAUUUCUUCUAUGACUAAUUCGCAAUCUACAUUGAACAGUUCUGCUAUAUCUUACGGCAAUAUAUCAUCUACAAAAACCGCAAUUGUUGAAUCUGGAAAUGUGAUGGCAGAUGCCGCCUUCCCAGAAAGUCAUUUUUCGAUGAAACUCGAAAACGAUCGGGAUGAUGAGUUCUUCAAUAUGUACAUGCAGCUCAAUCUUGAGGGCCAAGAGGAGUUUAUUACGGAUUGUGGCGCGAUAUCAAUGCCAGCUGAUAAUAGUUCAUCUCGUUUACUCGAAAAUGUUCAUGGCGAUACAUCUACUGUGACGUCCUUGUUGAAUAAUUCACCAGCAACUAUCACUACUGGAAAUAACAUCAAUAUCACAAGCAAUUUACAAGACGAAUCUAAUGCUAACGAGCGUCUUCAUAACAACUUCACCAAUCGCAUCAUGCAUGAUAUUGACCAAAUUGCACAAUCUUUAAAUGUCGGAGAGGCUGAUAGGGAAAGGUCACAAUGGUAA